This is a messenger RNA of Heterostelium album PN500, 402 nucleotides long. RefSeq lists its product as uncharacterized. The transcript is spliced from 5 exons. Bases 1 to 402 code for a protein of 133 amino acids. The record is from RefSeq and is a predicted model, not a curated record. Lineage: Eukaryota; Evosea; Eumycetozoa; Acytosteliales; Acytosteliaceae.
AUGAACGAAACAAUUGAAACAACCCCGAUAGUGACAGCAGUGACAGCAGUGACAGCAGUGACAGCAGUGACAGCAGUGACAGCAGUGACAGCAGUGACAGCAGUGACAGCAGUGACAGCAGUGACAGCAGUGACAGCAGUGACAGCAGUGACAGCAGUGACAGCAGUGACAGCAGUGACAGCAGUGACAGCAGUGACAGCAGUGACAGCAGUGACAAUAAAUGCAACACUAUCAAGUGUGAAUAAUCGUGAUGAGCAUAAAUCAUUAGUCUAUAGUUUAGUCAAAAUGAUAAAUGAUUAUGUUACAGCUUUAGAAUAUAAUAAUUAUUUAAAGAAAGUAAGAUUCAAUUCAAAUGUAAGCUCAGUCAAUGAUUUCAGUAUUAUACAGAAUAUGCAACGUUAG